AUGGACGAGCACUACGGUUACAUUAUGGAUGGGCCAGACGCUGAUCAAUGCCGAGAGCUCCUGUCAACCAUGAUCGAGUUCGUUCAUGACAACGGCCCCUUUGACGGAGUUUUUGGGUUUUCGGAAGGUGGUAUGAUUGCAGCUCUGCUCCUUGUCGAGGACGCCCGCAGGCCAUUCGCAGGCUUCCGGUGCGGGAUUCUGUUUAGUGCCGCUCCACCCUUUGACCCUGACAUUUCUCAGACUACCGAUGAUAACGUCCGGGCACUUGGGAUGAACGCUACCGAAGAUGGUGUCAUUAUCAAGGUGCCCACAGCGCAUAUCCGCGAAUCUAGCCCACCGCCGUGGCUCUGGCGCUUCUCCCCACUCGCUCCUCUGUGGGCGAAACACGAUAUGGGCAACCCAACCCACCUCAACGAGGCAAUGAUUGGGCUGUGUGAUGGCGGUGUACGCGAAGUGUUUACCCAUCAUGAUGUAGGCCAUGAUAUCCCUGGUACCAAGUCCAAAAUGGAGCUAGCCGGAGCAUUAAGAGCUAUCGAGAGGACAAUCGAGCGAUGCCAAGAUCCGUAA
Messenger RNA from Clonostachys rhizophaga, 567 nucleotides. Lineage: Eukaryota; Fungi; Ascomycota; Sordariomycetes; Hypocreales; Bionectriaceae. The record is from the annotation of a GenBank genome assembly.